AUGUACUAUGUGUCGGAGCUUCAUGAACUGGAGGAAGCUAGAGGCUCAAACGACACCGUUUUCGAUAUAAGAAGCAGCAUUGAGAAAGGAGAUAGCGGCGAAACCGCAGACGCAGCCUCUGUCUCCUCCGCGACCGCGUUUCGGAGAAAAUCAACAAUCCCGGCUCCGGAGAAGAAGCUAACGCUAUUCGCUCUACAACUCGCCAUUCUUGAGAAAACCGCCACCGGAAUCGGAACCCUUGGGUUUAUCUGGGCCACGGUGGUUCUUCUCGGCGGCUUCGCGAUCACGCUCGACGGUUCCGAUUUCUGGUUCAUCACUAUCAUUCUCCUAAUCGAAGGUGCCAGAAUCUUCAGCAGAAGCCACGAGCUCGAGUGGCAGCACCAAGCCACGUGGACCGUCGCCGGCGUCGGAAUCAGCAGCUUUCGCGCUCUCCGGUCAAGCUCAGCCUCGCUUCUCAGAAAUCUAAAACGAACCAGUGAAUUGAUCUUCAAGCCGAUCUUAGAAAGCCGAUCAAGGGAAGUGACAACGACAAGAGACUGCGUCGUUAGAGAAGCGACGUUCGACGAGGCGUGGAAGAACCCAGACGUACCUCUCCUUCCGUACGCCAGAUGGUCCUUCAUCUCCAGCACAGUGAGUCGGCUUCUUUACUGGCUCCAGCUUCUCUCUGCAACGGCCUGCGUGGCACUGUCUUCUUACAAGCUCGUCAGGCACAACUAUGGAGAUGUUCACAAAGGAGACACGGACAAGAGGAACAGGCAGUCCGCUCUCAACAUAUUCUACGCGCUGGCCUUCGCCGAGGCGCUGCUGUUUCUUGCCGAGAAAGCUUACUGGGAGUGGCAAGUCAGUGUCUGCAACUUGCUUGAGAAUGUGACGAGAGAGUGUGAGUUUGGUGUCACUGGUUUGGUAUCGAUCAAGAGGUUUUUCUACGAUUCCUACUCAAAGUGUGUCAAUGGGAGCAUAUUCGAUGGCCUGAAGAUGGAUAUAGUGAGCUUUGGUAUGGAUCUCUUGGGAUCAAACUCUUCUGAUGAACAGCUCAUCGGAGCGAGGAUUCUCAGGCAGUUUGCAGUGACUGAACGGUACGCAGAGGAUACACUUGAGAAGAUCGGAAUCAACUUCCCCGUUGUCGAAAGGUUGGUAGAGAUGCUGAACUGGAAAGAUCUGCAAGAGGAAGAGAUUAGGAGAUCAGCGGCUGAGAUACUAUCGAAACUAGCUGGCAAAAAGCAGAACUCUUUAAGAGUCGCUGGGAUCUCUGGUGCGAUGGAGUCGAUUUCGUCGUUGUUAGAGAGCACGAGGUCAUCAGGUGAAGCGCCUGAUGAGAUUGGGGAGAAAAAGGUGUUCCAUGACCAUAAUCUACACUACGACUUCUGUAGAUUCAACAACCUGGGACUCUUGAUUCUGAAGAAACUAGCCAGAGAUCACGACAACUGUGGGAAACUCGGCAACACGAGAGGCCUUCUCCCAAAGAUAAUCGAUUUCACACACGUGGACGAAGUUCUGCUGAGGGAUGAGAACGCAGACGUUGCUAGGUCACAGGUUCUGACGUUGAAACGGUCGCUGCAGCUGGUGAAAAUGUUAGCCAGCACGACCGGGAACACAGGGAAAUGCCUCCGGAGAGAGAUCUCGGAGAUCGUUUUCACAGUCAGCAACGUGAGGGAUGUGCUGAGACACGGAGAGAGAUACCCGAAGCUGCAGAAGCUCGGAAUCGGGAUAUUGACAAACCUUGCGCUUGAGACGGAGGCUCGAGAGAGAAUUGGCGGGACGGGUGGUGUUCUGAAAGAGCUGUUCCAUCUUUUCUUCAAACAUGAAACACAUGGGGACGAUAGGAAUGAAGGAUGUGUGAGGAUCGCUGCAGGGGAAGCCAUAGCGAUGCUUGUGUUGGAGAGCAAAGGGAACUGCCUCCAUGUUCUUAGGCUUGGUGUGAUGGCAAGACUUGUGGAAGCACUUGAAGUUCCUUCGAUCCGUGUGAACGCUGCAAGAGUGUUGAGAAACUUGUGCUUAUACUCUGGGGAUGAAUGCUUUCAUGACCUCAAGUUCGUUAAAGCAGCAGCACCAACGGUGUUGAAGUCAAUAACAUCAGAGGACAACAAACUACAGGAAGUGAUGGUGGGGUUAGCAGCACAAGUGUUUAGAUUCAUGAGUUCGGAAGACUCGAGCUAUGUCUUCAUGGAGUCAGGGAUCAAGAGGCGAGAACUGGCGAACUCAUUGGUUACGAUUCUGAGGAAACACGACAAACCGGCGAUUAAGGUUCCAAGAAUCAGGAGAUUUGCGAUCGAGCUGGCGGUUUGGAUGAUGGAGGAUGACGUGGAGAACAAUGUAGUGGUGUUUAGAGAGUUGGGUCUGGAGAAGGAGCUUGAGAAGGUUCUAGAAACUACGGCUGAGCUCGAGAACUUCGAUGUUUUCUCCGGUACUGUUGGAGUGAGCCGUCACAGCAGAACGAUAUGCGAAAAAGUUCCAAGCAACAAGCUUUUUCUCUCUGUAUGUCUUAUUUUUCUAGAAAAGUUUCUGCGUGACAAAUUUUCCCGUGAAAAAGGAGGACAGCAAAUAAGCUUCGUAUUUGAUUCUUUGCUCAAAGUUAAGGACAAAACAUACAGAGAUCUUGUGAUUAUCCCAAGACAGAAACAGAGGAAAGGACCUGUCUGCUGGUUUUCUGAGGAAGAAUCUUUAGGCAUGGCUUCAGGAGGAUCAAAGUCGGCAGCUUUCAUGCUUCUGCUGCUGAAUCUUGGUCUCUAUUUCGUCGUCACCGUCAUCGCUUCCUGGGCUGUUAAUCACAGCAUCGAGAGAGCUCGCGAGUCCGCGUCGGUGCUGUCUCUUCCGGCGAAGAUUUUCCCGAUAUUCUUCCCGGUGGGGAACAUGGCGACUGGUUUUUUCGUAAUAUUCUCGUUGAUCGCCGGCGUCGUAGGAAUGGCCACAUCACUCACCGGAAUCAUGAACGUUCUUCAGUGGGACUCUCCGAAUCUCCACUCUGCCGCCGCUUCCUCUCUCAUCUCCUGGUCUCUCACUCUCCUAGCCAUGGGGUAUAAAGCUCAGCAUCCGGUUUAUAACUAUAUCAAACCGGGUUUUCAUCUGGUUCGGUUGGCCUGUAAGGAGAUCAACAUAGGCUGGACCGAGGCAAAUCUGAGAACUCUUGAAGUGAUGACAAUAAUUGUGAGUGCUACUCAGUUGCUGUGUACCGGAGCUAUUCACGUCGGGGUGGGAGAAACAGUCGCCGGAGAAAGGCCUCAUGGAGGAAGAGUUUGA
Molecule: messenger RNA, 3237 nt
Organism: Thlaspi arvense
Lineage: Eukaryota; Viridiplantae; Streptophyta; Magnoliopsida; Brassicales; Brassicaceae
Source: the annotation of a GenBank genome assembly